Lichtheimia ornata is the source of this 786-nucleotide messenger RNA. RefSeq lists its product as uncharacterized. The record is from RefSeq and is a predicted model, not a curated record. The coding region runs from base 1 to 786 and encodes 261 amino acids. NCBI's taxonomy places the organism in Eukaryota, Fungi, Mucoromycota, Mucoromycetes, Mucorales, Lichtheimiaceae. The transcript has 2 exons.
AUGACAUCAGCUACCAUUACCACCACUUCUACUUCUACUACUUCUACUACCCCUACCCCUACUACUACUACAACUACUACUCUUGGAUCGGGUCGUGAUGCUGUAUUAAACCAUCGUCUUGACUCAAUGUCUCUUGAAGAACCUAUGGCGAAGAGCAACAACAAUCAAGGUGACAUGAUGCACUUACGUUUGAAUCGAUUGGAACUUGAACAUGCGUAUCUUGCUGAGCAAAACGCACAUCUCGUCAAAGAACUCUCAUUUGCUCGAUGCACCAUCAACGCGCUACGCAACAUCACUCAUCAAAAGGAAACGAAUCUUGAUGCUGCCAGACAGGAGCUGGAUCGCGCUUACUUUCGUAUUCGCAUGCUGAGCAUGACGUUGGCCAGACAAGAACAACGAUUAAGGGAGCAGCAGGCUGCUAUGGAAACAAGAAUACCAUCACCGUCAUCAUCAUCAUCGUCAGCAGUAGCAGCAGGUCCUGUUGCUGUAUUACAAUCAUCACCACAUUACCAUUAUGGGCAGUUGCAAACAACCUUAUGCAAUCAACUUGGACCACAACAACAGCAACAUGGAUACAAUGAGUAUCAGGAAGAGAAACAACAACAACAGCCAAUGGAUCAUUAUGGCAAACAUGGGGGAGGACAAGGACAACAAUUGACACCACCCGAAUCGCCACGUAGUGUAGUAGAUGAUGAAGAAGAACGAAGCCAAGAAGAGUACAUGUGCGAUACUGUGUCACAUCAACCACCCGUCAAUGUAAUGAUGUUGCCAGGCAACUUUGAAUAA